Messenger RNA from Saprolegnia diclina VS20, 1732 nucleotides. RefSeq lists its product as hypothetical. The record is from RefSeq and is a predicted model, not a curated record. The coding region runs from base 26 to 1627 and encodes 533 amino acids. Gene Ontology annotation, molecular function: small GTPase binding; GTPase activator activity. The transcript has a single exon. Gene Ontology annotation, cellular component: nucleus; cytosol; perinuclear region of cytoplasm. Gene Ontology annotation, biological process: activation of GTPase activity; nucleocytoplasmic transport. Lineage: Eukaryota; Oomycota; Saprolegniomycetes; Saprolegniales; Saprolegniaceae.
GCCAGAUUGCACUUGAGAUUGCAUCAUGCCGGACGAUGGAGGUCUCGCAGGCGACCUCGUCCAGCGCAUCGCCGAGUGCCUCGAGACGUCGGCCGACAUGCGCGCGUACGUGCUUGCAAUGCCACUCGCCGCGCUCACGCCGCCGCUCGCAGCGCUGCGUCGGCUCUACGAGGCGCUGGAUGCGCGCGAGUUCACGGUCCCAAUUGACGACGCCUUUUACCCGCAGCGCAUCUCGCUUUGGCCGCAGCUGCGUGUGCCGCGGUCGAUCCCGCGCGCUUGGCUUCAAGAUGCACUCACAUCGGCGCUAUCUCUCUACCCGUGGGUCGUUCAGGAGAGUGCCGACAUCCCGCUUCCGUUCGCACUGCGCCCACAGACCAAAAUCAAGCUGCGCACGUGUGUGACGCCCGCCCAGCUCGCGCGUCUCGACAACAGGCGCAACCUCUGCGCCCUGGACCUUCUCUUGGUCCAGACUACCGACCACGUAUCGCUCGUUGAGCUUUUCCGCGACCUGCCGGCCGUCCAGUGUGUCUCGGUGCUCUGGCGACAAAAGCCAACGACCACCGUCGUAGCCGAUGCGCUGGAAGCGAUCGCCACGUCCACGUCCAUUCAAACGCUGGUGUGGACCAUGUCGCUCACGGCGGGUAUGUGGGACGAGGCGUGCCGCGAACUCUGGGCCGGCUUCUUAUCGUCGGCGCCGCUGAGUAGCGUGAGCUUACGCGGCUUGACUGCUGCGCCUAUGGCCGCGACGGCUGCGACCGCGCUCGUUGCGAACACGACCCUCGCUAGCCUCGAGCUGCACGACGCCGGUGUCAUCGCGGCGGUCUUUGCGCUCGCGUCGUCCGUACCGUCGCACUGGACGUCGUUGCGCCUGCACGGUGUGGCCACCGACGAUCUGCCGCCAAUCGCGUCGGCGGUGACAGCCGCAAGGAUACGACACCUCUCGAUCGAUCUGCAGCCGGGCAACAUCGCUGUUGACGAAGACGAGCGCCAUGGGUCUGCUAUCCUGGCAAUGCUAUCGUCUCUGCAGUGUCUGCAGUCGCUCGACCUGUCAUCGAUGCUGCUGCCAAGCGUUGAGGCAGUUCUCACCGUGCUGCCGCAGCUUGCGCACCUCGGCUUGUCCGAGAACGACCUCCAUGACGACGGCGUCAUGGCCCUCGCGACCGCCUUGCAGCGCUGUCGCCGCCUCCGCUCGUUGCGCCUGCGUCGGCAAGGCUGCUCGGAUGCUGGCGCCAUCGCGCUCGCGUCAGCCUUGUCGACGACACCGUCGCUUCGGACGCUCGAUGUCUCAGGCAACUGCAUUGGUUCCAAGGGCGGCGCCGUCCUCGCCGCUGAGAUCCCGCGACUGCUCGAGGUGAACCUGAGCAACAACCAAAUUGGCUAUGAAGGCGCGUUGGCACUCAGCCGCAUGGUGCCAAGAACUGGGCACAUGGAAGGCAUCAACCUUGAAGGCAACCCGCUCUAUGUCGACGGCGUCUUGGCGAUCGUCGAAGGGGUCGCGCGGUCGCCGUACCGCGUUGGGAGUGUGCAGCUCAGCCGGACGCUGGCCAAUCCGUCGCACAUUCAAGAGUGCUUGGAUCGCAUCGGAGAGCUCCCGGACCCCGCGUGGUGUAUUUUUCUCGAUACGUAAAAUGAAUACUAGUAGUUGUUUUUGGUCUUUUGUUUUGGCUGUGAGUUUUUGAAUUUAGGUUGUAUACGACGUCUUUGUGUAAUAAUGAAGAUAACGCGGAACACG